CAGAAAGGGCUGACAAUCAUCUACAGAGUCUUGGGUGGGAAAACACCCACGACACACAACUAAACAACCAGAGCAUUUCUGUUUCACCAGGAAAAGAUCCAGGCCUCUUUGGAGACUCUGAGGGAAGAAAAGGAAAAGCUGAAGGAUUUAAAGUGACUGGAGAGGGGACAAGCCUGCAGUAUCUGAUAGACAGAAAACGAGAGGCAGAAGAUUGUGUCUGAGUUUCAGCAACUGAAGAUGUUUCUAGAGGAAAAAGAGCGACUCUUUCUGGCCCAGCUGGACAAGCUGGACGAGGAGAUUAUGAAGAUACAGAAAGACCACGUCACUCAACUCUCCGAGGAGAUUUCCCAUCUCAGUGACCUGAUCAGUGAGCUGGAGGGGAAGUAUCAGAAGCCAGCGAGUGAAUUCCCGCAGGAUGUCAGAAGCACCUUGAGCAGAUGUGAGAUGGGGAAGUUCCAGCAGCCAGCGGAGAUUUCUCCAGAGCUGGCAGAGAUACUCAGCGACUUCUCCCAGAAAAUUUUUGCUCUAACGGAGACUCUGAGGAAGUUCAAAGACUCACUGCCCUCUGAAUUGGAGAGAAAAGGAGGGGAAUCCCUAGAGUCAUACACACCAGUGAAUGUGACUCUGGAUCCAGACACGGCCCAUCCCGAACUCGUCCUCUCUGGGGAUCGGAAAAGUGUGACAUGGGAACACAGAAAGCAGGCUCUGCCCGAAAACCCUGAGAGAUUCGACCGACGUCACUGCGUGCUGGGCUGUGAGGGAUUCACCUGCGGGCGACAUUGCUGGGAGGUGGAGAUGGAGGUGGGGGAUGAGGGACGCUGGGCAGUGGGGGUGGCCAGAGAGUCUGUGAGGAGGAAGGGAUGGAUCAACCUUAACCCCAAGGAGGGGAUCUGGGCUGUGGAGCUGUGGGGGCAUCAGUUCCGGGCUUUCACCUCCCCUGUGACCCCCCUGAACCGGGUCCCCAGCAGGAUCCGGGUUUGUCUGGACUGUGAACGGGUCCAGGUGACAUUUUUCGAUUCUGCUACUGAGGCCCCGAUCUUCACUUUCCCUCUGGCUUCUGUCUCUGGGGAGAGAAUCCGCCCCUGGCUCUUACUCCUGCACCCCGUCCCGGAGCCCGCCCUUUGCCCCGCUCCGCCCCCUGCUUUACCCCCCUCGGGACACGCUUUGCCCCUGCACAAACUCUCCCCCCCCGCCGGGGAUUGCAGGGAGCUGAUCCGGAGCAGCGACGUCAGCAUCAGCUACUGA
This is a messenger RNA of Dermochelys coriacea (leatherback sea turtle), 1245 nucleotides long. Its product is annotated as tripartite motif-containing protein 15-like. The transcript is spliced from 7 exons. Lineage: Eukaryota; Metazoa; Chordata; Testudines; Dermochelyidae. The record is from RefSeq and is a predicted model, not a curated record. Bases 238 to 1245 code for a protein of 335 amino acids. Gene Ontology annotation, molecular function: protein binding.